AUGGCCCAUGACCUCUCCAAUGCUUCUUACAGCUGCAUUUCUUUGUGGAUUGGCUGGAAGGAAAACAUUGAAAGGAGUCAGCAUCUUAAUUAUCAACCUGAUUUCAAAGAAAACAAGGUUUACACAUACGAUUCUGAAAGUGUAUUUCUCAGUGGACUUCCAGAGAGAGGACUUGCAAGAGCUGGAAUAAAAGUAAAAUGUAAAGUGGAAAUCAGUGGUAUUGGGCCAAAACUUUGUCUUAUUAGGAUUUAUUCACUUGAAGUAGCAGAAUAUAAUGGUAUCUGGCCUAGAGAUCCAUUUGCACGGUCAUCUAAACUGACCCAGGCUUUUUCAGCAUUACUCAGAAACCCCGUCAAAUUUGAAUACAGCAAUGGCCGUGUUGGAAAUCUUAUGGCUCCAGAUGCUCUCUCCGAUGAUGGUCUUAAUUUUUAUCGAGGAUUUCUGAAUGUGCUGGAAUUCACCCUGAAGAAGUCACAGAAUACAUAUAACUUGCAGGAGGCUGGGAUCGAUGGUGUUUGCAAUACAACCUAUGUGUUUCAAGAAAAUAGGAAAGCAAAGCAAAUCUAUGUGACAAAAUCCAAGGACCUAAAUAGCUGUGAUGAGAGAGCUCAGAUGUUUACUGGUGCUGCAUAUACUUGCCAAUGCCCAGCCUGCAGAGAAAAAAACAAGUAUUCCCGGGCAGCCACUACUUACAAUUACAAAAUCAAAUCUUCCAGUGAGGAGGCUUUAAUUGUGCAAGUUGAUGUCCAAGAAGUCCAUCAGUUCACACCAUUCCAUGAGGUCACUGGAGGGGAUAUUAUAGUAGAAGCAAGGCAGAAGCUGGUACUGAGUGAUGUGGAAAAACACUCCCCAGAAGUCCCAUCAAUAGAAUUCCGGAAACGUGGAUCACUUCGGUACCAUUUUGGCAGUGAAUGGCUUCAGCUUCCCGGCCAGUUAUUCAAAAUCAAAAACUUGGAGAGUCAGAUAGUGGAAAACCUGAGGUAUCUGGUAGAGCACACACACGAGCAGGUUCCUAGUGAUGCUCCAUCAAAAUUCCUGAAACUUGUACAGCUUUUCCGGGCAGCAAAUGAUGAUAUCUAUGAGUCAGUUUGGAAACAGUUUUCUAGCCGGCCUGUAUAUAGGCGCUUGAUUUUGGAUAUAAUUUCUGCCAUUUCGACUCAUAGUGCAAUCAGAUUCUUAAGGCAUAAAAUUGAAAGGCAAGAACUCAGUGACUUGGAAGCAGCUCAGGCAGUGCUUGUGGGCCUGCAUUUAAGUACACCAACCCGUGAUGUGAUAGAGGAAGCUGUGCUCAUCCUGAAAAAGGCUGAUGCACGCUCAGAUACUUUACUGCACAGAAUUGCCUAUCUAGUCUAUGGCUCAUUGGUUCACAAGUACUGCUCCGUUUCAGACUCCUGCCCUGAAUCAGCUCUCCAGCCACUAUAUGAUUUUGCAGCUGAAGCAUCCAGCAAGGCCAAGGAGGAAGAAAUGGUCCUGGCCAUGAAGGCCUUUGGGAAUGUAGGACAUCCAAACAUCCUAAAGCGCAUCAUGAAGUUUAUGCCAGGAUAUGCAUCUGAUGCUUCUGAUCUCCCACUCAGGGUUCAAGGUAAUGCAGUGAUGGCCCUGAGAAACCUGGCCAUGAGAGACCCACGAAAGGUACAAGAUAUUACCCUGGAGUUGUUCCUAAACCACAAGAUUAAUCCUGAAGUCCGAAUGAUUGCUGCCUUUGUUCUGCUUGAAACCAAACCAGGUCUUCCUGUCUUGAUGACUUUAGCUAAUGCUAUGCUAAAAGAACCUAGCAUGCAAGUGGCAACUUUCAUCUUUACGUCCCUGAGGGCUCUGGGCAGAAGUACAGCUCCAGAUCUCCAAGUUGUGGCUUCUGCCUGCAGAAUGGCUAUCAGAAUACUCAGCCCCAAACUUGACAGACCUAGCUAUCGAUUCAGCAAAGUUUUCCGCAUUAGUAUGUUUAGAGAGUCUCUUAUGAUUGGAAUGGCAGUCCAUUCAUUGACACUGAAUAAUGUAGGCAGCAUAUUCCCAUCAAUAGCAUUGUCCAAAUUCAGGGCCCAUUUCAUUGGAUACAUUGCUGAACCUUUGGAGGUGGGACUGAAAGCUGAAAGACUGCAGGAGAUAUUAGCGAAAAGACACUUACCUGACAGUGAUUCUGACAGUGCAUUUGAUGUGAGGGAAGUUCUGAAAAUGCUCUCUGACUGGAAGGCGCAGCCCAGUGACAAACCUUUUGCAGCAGGCUACGUGAAGAUGUUUGGACAAGAAAUCCUUUUUGGUGCACUUGAUAAAGAUUCCAUCCAAACUCUAUUGCAGGCAUUGUAUGGACCAGAAGAAAAAAUUCCCUCAAUAAAGAAAUUCAUAAAUCAUCUUCAAAGUGGUGUAGGGACCCAGUGGUCGAAAGCUUUGUUGUCUGCCGAAGUCCGUCGCAUUGUGCCUAUGUGUAUUGGAUUUCCAAUGGAAACAAGCUUGUAUCAUGCUUCUUUCACAAAUGUUGCAGGAAGUGUUCAAGCACAGAUUUCACCAACUCCAAGUUCUGAUUUCAGACUGGCUGACUUACUUAAUGCCAAUAUUAAAGUGCGAUCCAAGCUGACCCUAAGCAUGGUCAAGGACGUGAUCUUUGUAAUGGGAACUAAUACACACCUGUUCCAAGCUGGACUGGAGGCACAUGCUAAAGUGAAUGUAAAUAUCCCUGUGAACGUUGCAGCUACUGUGAAUAUUAAGGAUAAGAAUUUCAAAUUGGAAAUCCCACCAUGCAGCCAGGAAACUGAUGUUAUUACUCUAAGGUCUAAGACAUAUGCUGUUACACGAAAUCUUGAAGACUUAGCUGCCACUAAGAUGACGCCAGUUCUUCUACCUGAGGCAGUGCCUGACAUAAUGAAGCUGUCCUUCGAUUCAGGUUCAAGCGAGAGUGAUAAAAUAAGGGGUAGACUGUCUUCAGAAAUCAUUUCAACAGGAAAUAUCUAUUCAGCUGGACAAUCAUCCCAACAGAAAGUACCAUCUGUUCGUUCCAUGUGCUUCAAUGCAAGUACAUUUGGAGUUGAAAUUUGCACAGAAAGAAAAAGUGUGAAUGCUGCAUUUAUCAGAAAGGCUCCUCUCUAUUAUCUGGUCGGGGAGAAUGCUUUUAAACUUACCUGCAAACCAGUCCAUACAGAGUCAUCAAUUGAGAAAAUACAAGUAACAAUCCAAGCAGGUGCUCAGGCUGCUGCAAAAAUGGUGCGUUUAGUAACAUUCGACGACGCGGAAACUGAACUGGCUUCUGGCAAAGAGGCAAUUAAAAAACUGAAGAAAAUCCUUGAUGAUCCCACAGCCCAGACCCAGGGAAAAUCAUUCAUUAUCCGAAAAGGCAGAAAAUCAUCAUCCAGCUCUAGCAGCAGCAGCAGCAGCAGCAACAGCAGCUCCAGCUCAUCCAGCAGCCAGUCCAGCAGUGAUUCUCAGCGUAAGACCGGUGACCGGAUAAAUCUGAAGAAAGAUGUAUCUUCCUUUGACGAUUCACUGGGCCCACCAAGCAAACAGCAGAAGGGGCAACAAGAACAUGAGCAGAAAUGGCCCCGCAGCAAAGGGCAUUCUAAAACCAAAGUAAAGCAGUUAUCUCCAUUUGGGAAAAGCAGCAGCAGCAGCAGCAGCAGCAGCAGCAGUAGCAGCAGCAGCAGCAAAGCUGUUGGAGGAAGAUAUACGGCUAAGACACAUUCUAAGAAGCCACCUACUGUACACGCUACUAGUGCUGAUGAAGAGAGAGGUUUUCAUGAGAAGAAAUAUUCCAAGGCUGCACGCAAACAGCAGAGCAGCUCUAGCAGCAGCAGCAGUAGCAGCAGCAGUGAAACCACCACCGGCAGACCCAGCAGCAGCAGCAGCAGCAGCAGUGAAAAUGCUGAUAAAACUCACUACGAUGCUAAAAAGCGUUCCAAGGAGUGGUAUCCUUUCAGCAAAACCGAUAGAAAAGAUGAGAGGAAAUAUGCUAAGUCUCAAUGGACCAGUCGCAGCAGUUAUGACUCAUCUGAGGAUUGGGAACAGCACGUUCCAGAAAUGUACCGACUCCGCUUCAAGUCCCAUUUGAAUCCAGAUCAGGCGGCGUCAAGUAGCUCAUCAAGCAGCAGGAACAGCAGCAGCAGCAGCAGUAGCAGCAGCAGCAGCAGCAGCAGCAGUGAUUCUAGCUUUGCACAUGAGCCCAAUUUCCUGGGAGACGUACUUCCACCUGGGCUCACCAUUGUGGCUCGGGCAGUUAGGAGUGACAACAAAAAUCAAGGUUACCAAGCCACAGCAUAUAUUAACUCUGCUGCUGCCAGAGUCGAUAUACAGCUGGUUGUGGUUCAGCUGGCUGAAACUAACUGGAAGGCGUGUGCUGAUUCUGUAGUAUUGCCUCUCAAAGCACAGGCCAGGUUCAGGUGGGGCAAGGAAUGCCGGGAGUAUAGAAUUGAAGCAAGAGCUUCCACAGGCCAAAUUUCAAGGAAUCCAGCCGUACAGGUGAAGGUGUCUUGGACAAAACUUCCAUCCUGGAUAAGGAGGACAACUAUAACAGCUAUGGAAUUUGUUCCUGGAAUAGCAUUCCUGAUGGGCUUCUCAGAAGUGUAUCAGAAAAAUCCUUCUCAGGAGUUUGUAGUAAGAGCAGUUGCAACUUCACCACGGACAAUUAAUACAGUUGUAAAGGCUCCUGGGCUAACCUUUUACUAUGAGGCUUUCCCACUUCCAUUUGCUUUGCCUGUGAGCCCACCUCCAGCUUCUCAAGCUCAAGAAGUGACUGCUUGGAAUUUCCUUUCAGAAAUAUCUUCACUGAUAGCUAAAGAAGAUCAAUCCACGUGUGAAGUGAGGGAAGAAAACUUCAAAACAUUUGACAAAGUGAAGUACAAAUGUUCAUUCAAUAAAGACUGCAACCUUGUAGUAGCUCAAGACUGCACUGCUCACCCCAAAUUCAUUGUCUCGACAAGAAAAGUCAAUUCACGCUCUUCCUCCAGGGAGGUGUACAUCAAUAUUAGUUCAUCAAGCGUCAGACUCUCUCUUUCUCCGUCUUCCUCUAUCCUCGUGUAUUACAAUGAUGGGCCAGUGUUAACGCGCAGCAAAAAGUAUCAAAAUAAAAGAGAAAACAUUCUAAUUUAUAGAAAUGAAACAACAGUUGUUGUAGAAGCUCCAGACCAAGGGCUGGCGAAUGUGACUUUUGAUGGCUCGACACUUAAGGUUACUGUCGUUUCAUGGAUGAGAGGAAGGACCUGUGGUAUUUGUGGAAACAAUGAUGGACAAAAGCAAAAUGAACUCCUCCAGCCCAAUCGUAGGCUGGCGCACAGCUGCUCAGCUUUUGUCCAUUCAUGGGUACUGGUAGAAGAAACCUGCGCUGAAGGGUGUAAACUGCAACGCCGCUAUGUGAAACUGAAGGGACAUCCUGUUAUUGAUGGAAAGGAAUCUACAUGUUACUCUGUUGACAAGAUACUGCAGUGUAUGAGAGGCUGUACUCCAACUGAGAAAACCUCAGUUAAAGUUGGCUUCUCCUGUUUCCCAAAAGAUUCUGCUGUGAGCCUGUCUGACUGGCAAAGGAGCAGUGACAGGAAACAUGCAGCUGAGGACAUCGUGGAGUCUGUGGAUGCUGACAUUGACUGUUCCUGCACUGACGACUGUAGUUCAUCUUAAUACUUUAGCAAUUUGCUAUAAUCACCCAAAUGAUUGAAUAGCUGGACAGCUGCAAGGGGAAUGCAAUAGCUGCAGUAAAAUAUUAAAAAAAAUGCUUUAAAAAUAGGUAAGCCUAAUGCAUUACGUACAAAGUCAAAUGCAUUAUGUAC
Messenger RNA from Chelonoidis abingdonii (Abingdon island giant tortoise), 5747 nucleotides. NCBI's taxonomy places the organism in Eukaryota, Metazoa, Chordata, Testudines, Testudinidae. The record is from RefSeq and is a predicted model, not a curated record.